Messenger RNA from Rhineura floridana, 2538 nucleotides. RefSeq names its product V-set and immunoglobulin domain containing 10 like 2 (gene VSIG10L2). The record is from RefSeq and is a predicted model, not a curated record. The coding region runs from base 1 to 2538 and encodes 845 amino acids. The transcript is spliced from 12 exons. Gene Ontology annotation, cellular component: cell-cell junction. Gene Ontology annotation, molecular function: cell adhesion molecule binding. NCBI's taxonomy places the organism in Eukaryota, Metazoa, Chordata, Lepidosauria, Squamata, Rhineuridae. Gene Ontology annotation, biological process: cell-cell adhesion.
AUGGAUUAUGGAUUGGCAAGGAACCUACCAUUUAGGAGCCUGCUGACGAUCAUCUACAUCCUCCCAACGGUGGCUUAUGGUCAGCUGCUCCCUUUAGAAGAUGCAAAAUAUGAGGAACAUGUGGUCAAAGGGGUCCGUGAUCGUUCAGUGCUGCUGGCAUGCGGUGAUGUGGUCUUGCCCAUGGUUGUCUUCUGGAGUUUCACCAAGAUGGGCUCGGACAUCCCCAGGGCUGUCGCAAUCAGCAAUGGCAUGGAGGCCAAGGUGGAGAGAGGCGCUGUCAUUCUGGGGAAUGUGACCUUGAAUAACAGCAGCCUGGAGAUAGAGAACCUGCAAACAGCAGCAGAAGGGCGCUUCAUGUGCCAGACAAUGUAUGAAGAAGAGGAGGAUAUCAAAGUGGCUUAUUUCUAUAUUGAGCUCAUUGUUUUGGUCCCUGUUUCAAAGCCCUUCCUGCAGAUGAACAAUUCAACACCCGUGGAAGGCAUGCCUGUAGUAAUGACAUGUACCAUAAAAGAGGGUACUCAUCCUGUCGAGUAUUCCUGGCAGCGCCACACUAACCGGGAUGGCACCGUAGCUGUUGCAGAAACAGUGGAUGGUCUAUUGAAUCUGACAUCAGCAAACCGGACUCACAUGGGUUGGUACACCUGCAUCGCCCACAACGAGGUCAAUAGCCAAAUCAGUGACAGGAUGUACCUUGACGUUAUCUAUGGGCCUGAUGAACCAGUAAUCAGUGUGGAGCCAUUUGCUGUUAACCAACAUGGCUUCUCAGCCAAUGAACAGGAAGAGGUGAUUAUGACAUGCCUUGCUCCUUCUAACCCACCCAGCCACUACAUUUGGUUCUACAAUAGCUCUCAAGUCUACUCUGGUCAGAAGUAUGUAAUCACCAGGAUCUCACGGACCCAAACAGGCAUCUAUACUUGCCUUGCUCAGAACACUCAUCUGAAUACACGUACCCAGACCGCCAUAAUCUUGACAGUCUACUAUCUGCCCGAGGGGAAGCCCAGCUGCAUGCCACUGCCAGCCACCAAUUUCCAAGACGUUGCCCUGCACUGUUCGUGGCAGGGGGGGUUUCCCCCAGUGCGGCUGCGUUGGGUGAAAUCCAGGCGGGGAGGAAACAGCAUGUUGGCAACCUAUUCCAAUGCCACCCAACUCCAUCAAGGCAUGGACCUUCGCAACGGGACCUCCUAUACUUGCGUGGCUUCCCACCCAGGUCUGAGAGAAGAGACCAUCUGCAGAACCACUGUGUGGGUUCCAGGUGGGAGCCCAACCUGUAGCGCAGUGGCGACGAAGCAGAAUGAAUUCCUCAUGUUGACCUGUGACUGGGCAGGUGGAGAACCCCGGAUGACUCUCUGGUGGAGAGAUUGGAGGGACCAUGUGCUGGGAGGGUUGAAGCAAUCCCACAACAUCUUUGUCAUGAAAUCCAACACCACCCUCGGGGGCAAAGAAUUCACCUGCGUAGCAGCUCACCCACUUCUGGCAAGAGCUGCCGAGUGCCACAUCCGCUUGGAACCUCCCAAGCUUGUGGUCGAGAGAGCCAAGGUGUCGCUCUUUGAAGGCAGUGAGGUCCAGCUGGCCUGUCUCCUCCAAGGUGCUUAUCUGGGAUCGGAAGUCUUUUGGUACAGCAACAAGAAUCAGGUCAUUAGAACAGAUGCCAGGAAAUACCGACUGCAUCAAGAGAAUGCUUGGUUUAACUUGACCCUCCGGGAUACAGAGUGGAUGAGAGACAGCGGUGUCUAUCGCUGUGCUGCCAUGAAUGCAGUGGGCAAUACCUCUGCCAGCAUCAACCUACUGGUUAAAAAAUACCCCUCCCCACCCAACGUGACAAUUAGCAAGCUGAUGUACACUCGCCACCGCACAGAGGUGGAACUGGAGUGGCAGACCCAGGGCUCAGGGAAUUUGACAGGCUUUGUGGUCCAGAGGAGGGAAGCAAAAAAGGCUCCCAAAAAGCAGCUGGCCAGUAGCUGGGAAACAGUGGCCAAUGAUAUUGACCCCGACAUCCGUGACCAGAAGCUGGGUGGGCUGGAUCCUGCAGUUGUGUAUGCCUUCCGCAUCCUGGCUGUCAACCACCGGACUACUGGACACCCCUCUGAAAUGAAGACACCAGCCGACCCUCCUUUUAAUGCUUACCCUGCAGUGAUUGGUGCCGGAGUGGCAGGGAUGAUAGUGGCGACAAUCACAUCCCUUCUAGUAUUCCAGUACAUCAUUCGGCAUCGGGAGAGCAAUCCAAGGUUGCACGACCUGCUCUUCAGACUGGCUGGUGGAGAAGCUCGUGAGCACAUCAGCACUCCAGAAGACGCUGAGACAGUGGCAGGGAUGGAAGGUGAGGCCACUGAGCAGCUUGGGGAGCCUUCAACCACAGCUGGGGAAACAUCAGCAGAAGUUAGCCCAGGGGAAGCUACGGCAGCCCCAGGGGAAGCUACGACAGCCCCAGAGGAACCUACAGCAGCCCCAGAUGAUGCUUCAUCACCUGCUCCAGAUCUGGAUCCCACUGAUGAUGAUCCUCCAGUUAAUGUGACAAUCACAGUGACGGCAACCCCAUGA